Messenger RNA from Apodemus sylvaticus (European woodmouse), 3664 nucleotides. RefSeq names its product F-box protein 21 (gene Fbxo21). Bases 38 to 1921 code for a protein of 627 amino acids. The transcript is spliced from 12 exons. The record is from RefSeq and is a predicted model, not a curated record. Gene Ontology annotation, molecular function: DNA binding; protein binding. Lineage: Eukaryota; Metazoa; Chordata; Mammalia; Rodentia; Muridae.
CGCGCCCGCGCAGCGGCCCCUCAGGUACGCGGACAAGAUGGCGGCGGCAGCGGGGGACAGCGCUAUGGAGGUGGUGCCGGCGCUGGCUGAGGAGGCCGCGGCCGAGGCGACGGGCCCCAGCUGCCUGGUGCAGCUGCCGGGCGAGGUGCUGGAGUACAUCCUGUGCAGCGGCUCGCUCACGGCGCUCGACAUCGGCCGCGUGUCCAGCACCUGCCGUCGCCUGCGCGAGGUGUGCCAGAGCAGCGGGCAGGUGUGGAAGGAGCAGUUCCGGGUGAGGUGGCCCUCCCUGAUGAAGCACUACAGUCCCACCGACUACGUCAAUUGGUUAGAGGAAUAUAAAGUUCGACAGAAAGCUGGGUUAGAAGCCCGGAAGAUUGUAGCCUCCUUCUCCAAACGGUUCUUUUCAGAGCACGUUCCCUGUAAUGGCUUCAGUGACAUUGAGAACCUUGAGGGCCCAGAGAUUUUUUUCGAGGAUGAGCUGGUGUGCAUCCUGAACAUGGAAGGAAGGAAAGCUCUGACCUGGAAAUACUAUGCAAAGAAAAUUCUUUACUACCUGCGGCAGCAGAAAAUCCUCAAUAACCUCAAGGCUUUCCUGCAGCAGCCUGAUGACUACGAGUCCUAUCUUGAAGGUGCUGUUUACAUAGACCAGUACUGCAACCCGCUCUCCGACAUCAGCCUCAGAGACAUCCAGGCCCAGAUCCACAGCAUUGUGGAGCUUGUGUGCAAAACCCUCCGUGGCGUCAACAGUCGCCACCCCAGCCUGACCUUCAGGCCAGGCGAGUCCUCUAUGAUAAUGGAGAUAGAAUUGCAGAGCCAAGUGCUGGACGCCAUCAACUAUGUCCUGUAUGACCAGCUAAAGUUCAAAGGGAACCGCAUGGACUACUACAACGCCUUGAACCUCUACAUGCACCAGGUGUUGACCCGCAGAACAGGAAUCCCCAUCAGCAUGUCUCUGCUCUACCUGACCAUCGCCCGGCAACUGGGGGUCCCCCUAGAGCCUGUCAACUUCCCAAGCCACUUCCUGCUACGCUGGUGCCAAGGCGCAGAAGGGGCAACCCUGGACAUCUUUGACUACAUCUACAUAGAUGCUUUCGGGAAGGGCAAGCAGCUGACGGUGAAAGAGUGUGAGUACCUGAUUGGCCAGCACGUGACAGCGGCACUCUACGGCGUGGUGAACGUGAAGAAGGUGCUGCAGCGGAUGGUGGGCAACCUGCUGAGCCUGGGCAAGAGGGAAGGCAUUGACCAAUCCUACCAGCUCCUCAGAGACUCCUUGGACCUGUACCUGGCGAUGUACCCGGACCAGGUGCAGCUCCUGCUCCUGCAGGCCAGACUGUACUUCCACCUGGGCAUCUGGCCAGAGAAGUCUUUCUGUCUUGUCUUGAAGGUGCUUGACAUCCUGCAGCACAUCCAGACCCUCGACCCGGGGCAGCACGGGGCGGUGGGCUAUCUAGUGCAGCACACCCUAGAGCACAUCGAGCGAAAGAAGGAGGAGGUGGGCGUGGAGGUGAAGCUGCGCUCUGAGGAGAAGCACAGGGACGUCUGCUACUCCAUCGGGCUCGUUAUGAAGCACAAGAGGUACGGCUACAACUGUGUGAUCUACGGCUGGGACCCCACGUGCAUGAUGGGACACGAGUGGAUCCGAAACAUGAACGUGCACAGUCUGCCUCACGGCCACCAUCAACCCUUCUACAAUGUGCUGGUGGAGGAUGGGUCCUGUAGAUACGCAGCCCAGGAAAACCUGGAGUACAACGUGGAGCCUCAGGAAAUCUCACACCCAGAUGUGGGGCGCUACUUCUCAGAGUUCACAGGCACACACUACAUCCCAAAUGCAGAGCUGGAGAUCCGGUACCCCGAGGACCUGGAGUGUGUGUACGAGACAGUGCAGAAUAUUUACAGUGCCAAGGAGGACACAGCCGAGUAAACUCAGGGGAUGUCCCAUCCGUGCUGCUGCUGCUGCUGCUACCCUCUAGGGGAACAGGAUUCCUGAAGGACGCGUGCUGCCCCUGGAGCCAGCACAGGACAGCCACUUCACCAGCAGCCCGGCCGCCUCCCCAGUUUAGAUGGUGUGCGCUCCUCCAGCCACAGACAGGCUGCUCUCCGCUACACUAGUGAACCAGUUGAAAGGCACCGUGUCCAGUGGCAUGGCUCGUCUGCUUGUCCCGUGGUGACAGUGUGUGACUUUCUGUCUUCAUGAGGUCUCACCGUCUGUCCAUUCUGUCCUCUCACCCCCAUCCCAUCCCUGUCUCCAUCUGUCUUGUGUCAGCGUCUCUCCGCUGGACAGUCUGGGGGCCAUGUUUCCUCAUAUCUGGAACACAGGCCACCACGUCCAGCCCGCCGCCCUCUGCCUUGUGUUAGGUUGUCCUUGGAGGAAGGCGCGGAGCUGGGAUCAGAAUGAUCACAGUUCAGUUAUGUGCUAAUACAGAAACGCAGGUCUCAAGUGUUGCCCUUCUCUCCCUCUGGGUCUGUGCACAUGUCUGCUGUUGUGAGCUCUGUCCUGUUACAUUGGUUCUCUGGGCAAAUGCACAGCAAUGGCCUUCCCGAGUGAUGGUCUCCAUGCUCAGGAGCUGCUCCUGUAAGAUGACUACUCCUUGUUUAACUUUAGGAUUCUACUCCAGUAUCAUGAGUGAGUCUUAGAGCGGCUGUGGGCCCGCUUCAGUAGCGAGGCCCACAGAUCAAAUGAAAAUUGCUUUUAAAAUUUGUACCUCCCAGUCCCAAACCAAGAGAACGGGUCUGUUCUGAUCAGGAAAAUGAGCUGAAGAAGCCUAACCGGGCGAGGCUGGCCUCCCUCAUGGUCCCUGCCGCCCCCUGAGUCACGUCCAGACCCUCCAUGUUGAGAGUGCUGGGCUAAUGGGAAGAGGAUGCAUGCUUUGGGCUUCAGGCUGCCGGCUGAAGAUCUGAAGGCUCCAGGGCAUGGACUCCUGGAUAAGGUCUAGCCUCAGGUCUCCCUGGCCUCUGUCGGAUGCUGUCCGUGAGUAUGAAAGGACCAAGCCUUUUCCAGUUCCUAGGGGGCCACCUGGGCCGAUGGCACUCCGGUCCUGUCUUCACAAUGCCAUUGCUCUAGUGAGUGGGGCUCUAGGGGGCUGCCUGCCAGCCUCGCCCUCCCGCCUGCCUGCCGCAUGUGCAUCCUCACAUCCUCCGCCACGGCCCUUCCCCUGCCUCAGGGUGACUGAGGUGGUCUCUAGGACAGGAGGGAAGCUUGAGGUUCUUACAGCUGAAAAAGCUCCUGUCCUGUCUGUGCCUCCCCAGUCAGAGGUGGGGUUGAGCUUACAUUUGGAAAUGUAGCUACUCAGAGCAUCUGCCUGAGGUUGGGGGGUUUUACACCUACUCACUUAAAGGCGAGAACCAGCCCACGAGGACUCACACCCCUGCAUCCCAGUACCGAGCAGCCGCGGAGCAUGCUGGGAGUCUCCAUUACUGGGUUUCUGCUUUGGUUUCCUUUUUUCAGUAGAGAAAUGUCAAAGCUGAGGAAGAUGGCUUCCCUCCCUGACCUGACUGUAAAUAUGUACCUAGACUGUUUUUAAAUGUGUUUCUUCACGAAGGCUUCGUUUGGCUGAGGGAGCCUAUAUCACCCGUGUAAGUUGGUAUUUGGGCACUUUAUAUUUUUCUAAAAAUGUGUUUUGGAUCCUGUACUCUAAUAAAUCAUAAGUUUCUUUUUAAAAAUUUU